CCCCCUCCUGUUACAGGAAGAGCUGAGUGCGCUUAUCAUCCUCGGGACUGCAGAAAAGGUCUUUUGGGCUGAGCCAGUUUCUCCUACCUACACCCUUCCGGGAUAGGAUUUGGGGAACGUCCGGGGAAGGGCCCUUGUCCCUGCCCAAGAGGGAGGGAAGAAAACGGCUUCCACCUGCCGCAGUGCCGACGUCUGAGUGCCCGAGGAAGGCUCAGUCCCGCUUGGCUGUCCGCUCCCAAAGGCUUCAGUUGGUCUGUUUCCUUGCUCCACGCUUCGUCUUCCCUCCUCCCUCGCCUCUUCUUGCUUGCCGGCGAUGUCUCCCCUCGUGGCUCGGACGCUCGUGGCCGCCGUCUCGGCUCUGGCCCUUGGCGUUUUCGUUUCGACCGGCGCCCAAGAAGCAGCAUCAACAACAGCAACAGCGGCAACGGCGUCCCCGUCGGUCGGAGGGCACUUCGCUCAGGAUCUCUUCGCCGUCUUCGGAGGGAACCGGAGCCUCUCGAGCGAGCAGGUGGGCCGGAUGCUGCAGAAGUUGGGCGCCCGGCAGAAACAGAGCGAGUUCUUGGCUCCGGGAUCGCUGGCGCAUCUGCGCUACAACCAGUGCAUGUCUUCUGAAGAUAUUUUUUCUCUGUAUGGAAUAUCAAACAGUACCAGGCUAAUGGAAUCCUCCUUCUCUACAAUAUGCCCUGCUGUCUUACAACAAGUGAUCUUUCACCCCUGUGAAAAAGGCCCCAAAGUCAAUUCCAAGCCAUCUCCUACAGAAGUUUGGGGCUUUGGAUUCCUUGCUGUGACUAUAAUCAGCCUUGCGUCACUUCUUGGAUUGGUUUUAACACCUCUUUUAAAGAAGGACUAUUUCCCUAAGAUUUUAACCUACUUUGUAGGUUUGGCCAUUGGAACGCUCUUCUCUAAUGCAAUUUUUCAACUUAUUCCAGAGGCAUUUGGAUUUGAUCCCAAAGAAGAUAACUAUGUUGAAAAAGCAGUUGCAAUUUUUGGUGGAUUCUACAUCUUAUUCUUUGUGGAAAGAAUUCUUAAAAUGAUAUUGAAGACCUAUAGUCAAAUGGGCCACAGUCAUUUUGAGCCUCAAGAACUGAAACUUCCUCGAGAUUGUUCUGCACCUCCUGCUCCUGUAGAAUCAAUCAAACCAGUUAAUGGAACCAUGUGCUAUGCAAAUCCAGCUGUAGCAGAAGCUAAUGGAAACUUGGGUUUUGAUAAUGUCAGUGUGAUCUCUGGACAGAAAGAAGAAAUGCAAAGUAGUUCAUGCAAGUGUUUGAAAGGGCCUUCCCUAUCUGAGAUUGGUACAAUUGCCUGGAUGAUCACAUUAAGCGAUGCUUUGCACAACUUCAUUGAUGGAUUAGCCAUUGGAGCUUCUUUCACACUUUCCCUACUUCAGGGAAUUAGCACAUCUAUAGCCAUUUUAUGUGAAGAGUUUCCUCAUGAAUUAGGGGAUUUUGUCAUCCUUCUUAAUGCAGGAAUGAGCACAAGGCAGGCCUUGUUUUUCAAUUUUUUAUCAGCAUGCUCUUGUUAUAUUGGCCUAGUUUUUGGCAUAAUUGUAGGCAACAACUUCGCUCCAAACAUCAUUUUUGCAGUAGCUGGAGGCAUGUUUCUAUACAUCUCCCUUGCAGAUAUGUUUCCAGAGAUGAACGACAUGUUGAGAGAAAAAGUAACUGGAAGAAAAACAGAUCUGGUUUUUUUCCUGAUUCAAAAUGCUGGCUUGCUCACAGGGUUUACAGCAAUCCUGCUCAUCACUCUCUACGCAGGAGAAAUUGAACUGGAAUAAUGUGACAAGGAAGACAAUUUACUAGGUGAAAAUGGAAGCGCUUCAGAAAGGAACUUGAAAGUAAUAAAAGGCACCUUGUUUGCUUCCCUGAUGGAACACAACUUUUUUUUCAUGAAAAUAAUAUAUAUAAAUAUAAAAAUAAUAUAUAAAAAUAAUUUUCUAAUAUGCAUUCUAGGAUAGCAUUUUCCUCUGUGUGUUUGUCCUAUGUUAGUCACUUUUAUAUCAGAGAGCAACAAUUUAGUGGGAUAAGAGGACUAAGUUAUGAAAGGGUUUGUCUGAAAAACAGACAGACAUUUAUUAUUUAUGUCAAUGAAAAUGUGCUACCAAACCUCUAUAUCAGAAAAGCCCCUGGUUUCGAACUUUGUACUGAGAUCUGUUUUAAGGUACGUGUGCAGCAUAAUUCAGGCUGAAAUGGUUUACUGUAUAGAUCAAUCCUUUAUAAAAAUAUACAGAAAAUUCAGUCCCAUUUUAAGGUAUGUGUUUAUAGCAUUUUAACCACAUAGGGGACUCCUCCGAGUAGGAGAAAUCACACUGUCAUUUCAGUAUCCUGCUGGCCUAUCGCCUUCCUGAAUGAGCAUUACAUACUUUGUUCAUUAAUUUUUAUGAAAAUGAUAUGGCAACUGGAAGACUCUGAUUUUACAGAUCUCUAGCUUUUGGAAAAUGGUUUGUUCUGCCUGCUAGGACUGAAGGAAUACCAAUUUUCUCCUCCUCCUCCUCCUCCUCCUCCCCCUUUCCCCUCCCGCUUCCCCCUCCUCCUCCUGACCCUCCCCCUCUCUCUUCCUCAUCACCCUGCUCCUCCCCUUUUCCUCUUUUUAGAGAAAUCACUGCCUUUUUUUUACUACAGUGUAAUUCAAAAUAGGUUUAAAAAUUUCCACCACAGAAAUUAUUAAUUUGAAAAUAAACAAACAUUUUUCGCAAGAUCUUAAAAAUCAUGCAGAAAUUCCAAUUUCUAAUUAACAUUGGUUUAAUUGGACUUCCUUUUAUUUAUUUAUUUUUAUUUCUUUCAUGCUUAUGGGAAUGGCAUUAAAAAUAAAUUUAAAAGCUGGCGAAAAAAAUUCACCAACUUUUUAAUAAUUAAUAACAUUUAUUUUUAAAGGAAGAAUUAAACAGUAGACAGCCAUGAAACAUUGGAUUUUUAUUACUGACUUUCAACACAAAUGAGCCACAGUCAGCAUUCUAAACUGUUAAAGUUUCUUGUUAUAAAUUCCUUAGAAAUGGAAAGGAUAGGAAAACUAUGACUUUUGGCUGAAUUGCAUGUCUAGAUAUGCUCUAAAUAUUGAUUGCCUGUGUACACUUUUGAUAUAUAAACAAAGCUCUCAUAAGAAUUGUGUUCCAAUUUUAAUGGAAAGUCCAGCUUCAGUUCCAAACAUUAAAUAAGAAGCCGGGUCAGGUAAAUGUUCCAUAUGAUUGCUAACCCAAUAUUUAGGAAUGCAUCAUUGUGCUCAACAGUCUAACUCCAUGAUGGUGAACCUAUGGCACGCCUGCCAGAAGUGGCACACAGAGCCAUCUCUCUGGACACCUGAGUCGUUGCCCAUUGCUCUUCUGGGUUCCGGCAUGCUGGCCAUCUGGUCUUCACAUAUGUGGGAGUGCCGGAAACAGGAACAUCAGCCGCUGGGUGCACAUGCACGUGCCGGGCAGCUGCUCUUCCAAUUUCCAGUGCAUGCAUGUGCACCGGCCACCUGGUCUUAUGGCUUCUGGGAUGCAUGCUGGCGUGAAGACCAUGUGGAUGGUGCGCAUGUGUGUGCUGGAAACCAGAAGAUCAUCUUCCUGGUGUGCGCAUGUGCACCAGACAGCUGCUGGUCUUUGUGCGUACAUGCGUGCCAGAAACCGGAAGACCAGAUGGCCAGUGCAUAUUCAUGCACCAGAAACCAACAGACCAGCUGCUCCAGGCCACCCCAGGGCGCACAUGUACCCCAGGUAGCUGCUCUUUCAGUUUCUGGCACGCACGAUCCCGUUUCAGCACUUGGUGCCGAAAGGUUAGCCAACACUGACUGAACUGGUUCAUAACCAAUAUAAUUUAUUCUAGCGGAAGAACAGUUCUUCAGUCUUUUAAGGAGAGGGAUCUUUCCUGGAAUUGCUAUAUUAAAUUCUUUAAUCAAGGGCCAAACAACUUAAAAAAAAUAUUUUGCUUUUUUUUUUAAGAGUAUGUCUCAACAAGCAUGGCUAUAAUAUAUGGAUAUUAUAGAAUGGGUCAAUGUAGAAAACAUUGACAAACUUGAGGGCCAAACAUUUACGUUUUCAAAAGCUUUACAUGCCCAUUUUAGCUUUUAUUUCCCCCAAAUUAUUCAUGUUGGCCCAAAUCAUUAUUUUCCCACCAUGAUUAAUGAAAACUUUUGGAGGAAUUAAGGAAUUAGAAGAAAGUUAUGGUAUUCCUAUUGAUUUAAUCCAGGAUCAAUGAAGAUGGACCUUUGCAUGUAUGGCAUGUAAUUAUCAUUUGGGUCCUGCCUAGAUAUAUGCACAGUUUUUAAAGGUCUUCAUACAUUUUAGUAAAGAAAACACAUUGUAUUCCUGCAUUUAUUUUUACAAAUUUGAUUUUACAUCUUGAUGGAUAUGUAUUUUUUCUUGCUGUAAUUUAGUUCUUAUUGGAAUUUAUGUGUAUUCUAAAAUAUAUGCAAAUUGAUUUUUUUUGCAAAUAAUAACAACAACACAAGAAACUUGAUACUGUGGACAGAAAGGAAGAAGAAAAUAAUGGCACUUUUCUUUUCCAUGUUACAGCAGUUUGGAGGAUAUGUGCAAUAUUUAUUACAAAUUAUGCAUAUUUUCUACAGUACUAGGUAAUUUCAACGGGGUCACUACUUUAUAGAUUCAUGGUAUACUUACCUACAUGAUUUUUGAGGUGAGAUCUGACUUUGUUAAUAUAUUUCCAGUGAAGGAAUAAAUUAGAUUUACAGAA
Ahaetulla prasina is the source of this 4667-nucleotide messenger RNA. RefSeq names its product solute carrier family 39 member 8 (gene SLC39A8). The record is from RefSeq and is a predicted model, not a curated record. Gene Ontology annotation, cellular component: membrane. Gene Ontology annotation, molecular function: zinc ion transmembrane transporter activity. NCBI's taxonomy places the organism in Eukaryota, Metazoa, Chordata, Lepidosauria, Squamata, Colubridae. Gene Ontology annotation, biological process: zinc ion import across plasma membrane; intracellular zinc ion homeostasis. The transcript is spliced from 8 exons. Bases 314 to 1774 code for a protein of 486 amino acids.